AAGAAUCAGCCGCCAAAAGUAAGAAGCAAAAUUUGGCAGACGACACAAUUCAAGGUCUUGGCCCAUCAUGCAAUUAUUUGAAGUUUAUCAUCAAUACGGCGCCCGGUGAUGUAUAUAAAAAUACUUCAAUCCCAUUGCCCGCUUCGGUUUGGCAUUAUGACGAAGAUCGACAAACUUAUGUAAAUGAGGUUGACGUUGAAGAGUUCCUUAGAGGGGCGUGCCUCAACAUUUCAGUGAUCCAAGUCUAUAUGAUGUGUUUAUUCCACGAACACACCUUUGCAUUUGACAACUCUCAGAUUGGGUUUGUUUGUCCCGAGGCAAUGUCAAGCUCUAGAAUCAAGGCCAACCCUCAGGCUGCAUCAAUGUAUUUGAAAGUAGUUUUCAAUGCUGAAAUUGAAAAGGAGAAGAAGGGUGAUCCUAACAUUACCAAGUGGUUUUUGAUCCCAUACCAUCAAGAAAAUCAUUGGAUUUUGUACGUGUUAGACCUACGUAGAGGUUGUGCGUAUAUUUUCGACUCUGCGAUAGGUUCCAACCGAGAAAAUAGUGCAUGGGGAAUCUUGUGUUUGGCAUACCAAGUGUACAAGUUUAAUGAUGGGAUUUGUCCGAAUAGAGCGACUAUGCAGGGGUUGAAAGGCUUCCAUGUAAAGUGUGCUCAACAAGUCGGCGCCCACGAGUGUGGCUAUUACGUUAUGAAGUUCAUGCAUGAAAUAGUCACGUUACACCAUAACACUGAUGAGCGGUUAGACAAUGCUUACACUCCAAGAAAUGCGCCUUAUACCGAUGAGGAAAUAGAUGUGGUUCGUGAGCAAUGGGCUAAGUUUUUUACAACCGAGUAUUUAUUUACUUAGGUUGUUUAGACACAAAGAUGGAAGCGUUUAUAUCUUCAUGGAUUUGGCUAGGGAUCGAGUCGAUUGGAAGAAAGUCAACACGACCUUACUUAAGGUUUGUAAUGCAUGAUCUAAAGGGACCUAAGUGGCUGGAUUAGAGACAUUUGUU
Messenger RNA from Spinacia oleracea (spinach), 996 nucleotides. RefSeq lists its product as uncharacterized. NCBI's taxonomy places the organism in Eukaryota, Viridiplantae, Streptophyta, Magnoliopsida, Caryophyllales, Amaranthaceae. Gene Ontology annotation, molecular function: cysteine-type peptidase activity. Gene Ontology annotation, biological process: proteolysis. The transcript is spliced from 7 exons. The record is from RefSeq and is a predicted model, not a curated record. The coding region runs from base 249 to 848 and encodes 199 amino acids.